CGAAUUUUUCAAUAUAUACAGAUAUUAUUUUUUUUCUGACUUUUUGCUCAGUUCAAGCGUAGAUAAUUAGCUGCUCUUGCUCUAAUUGAAUAUUCCCAAUUUUUUGUUUAAUUUUAGAAUUUUUUGGUAUUUUAAGAUUUCAAUAUGAAGUGAGAAAUUUGAAGUGUUUGUUGAAGAGGUGUUGCACUGAUUUGGGAGUCUGAGUCUGGGAGAAUCGUGCCGGGUUCGAAAGCAUUGUGGAGAGAGUUUGAGAAUCAAGAAAUGCCUCAAGCUGGUUCUAUGAGGUUGUUGUAUGAAUGGAGAAGUCACAGUAUUCAUGGAUGCCAUAAACAGCCACAUGCUGUAUUGUGGUGUAGGAAAGGGUCGAGUACAUAUGGUUAGCAUCAAUCUACCGUCACAUGGCUUGGGUGCCUGCAGUCUCCAUCUUUUAAGCAGUGUACGUGGCCCAAUAGGUCCAGUAUCUUCCAGAUGUAAAGUUUUCUUGUGUAGAUCUGUUUUUAUACCAAGUGGAGGAACUGGGGCUCCUGCUCUGAAAUCUACUGCUGUAGUUUUAACAAGGUCUUAUGAUGCUUUACGUGGAAGCCCUGUUUUCCUUAAAUUGAUUCAGGCAGUUGCUGUCAUUGCUUUUGCUGUUUGGGGUCUUGGGCCCCUGAUGCGCAUGGGGAGGAUUAUAUUUUUUCAACGGACUGAUAGUAGUUGGAAGAAAAGUAGGUCACACUAUGCUAUGACCUCUUGCAUUCAGCCUUUGCUGCUUUGGGGUGGAGCAAUGCUUGUAUGCAGGGCAUUGGAUCCUGUAGUUCUACCAUCAGAAGCUAGCCAGGCUGUCAAGCAAAGACUUGUAAAUUUUUCACAAUCAUUAUCAACAGUGCUGGCGUUUGCCUACUGUUUGUCAAGCUUGAACCAACAAGCACAGAAAUUCUUUGCGGAGACAAGUGACCCAAGUGAUACCAGAAAUAUGGGAUUCAAUUUUGCUGGCAAAGCUGUUUAUACUGCAGUUUGGGUUGCUGCAGUGUCAUUGUUUAUGGAGUUGCUGGGAUUCUCGACCCAGAAAUGGCUAACAGCUGGGGGUCUCGGCACAGUAUUGCUAACCCUUGCUGGUCGUGAGAUAUUCACAAACUUCCUUUCCAGUGUAAUGAUCCAUGCCACACGGCCAUUUGUUGUCAAUGAAUGGAUUCAGACUAAGAUUGAAGGCUAUGAGGUUUCUGGUACUGUCGAGCAUGUGGGGUGGUGGUCACCAACAAUUAUAAGAGGCGAUGAUCGUGAAGCAGUUCACAUUCCAAAUCACAAGUUCACUGUGAAUGUUGUGAGGAAUCUUAGCCAGAAGACUCAUUGGCGCAUCAAGAACCACAUAGCCAUUAGUCAUUUGGAUGUCAAUAAAAUUAAUAUUAUUGUAGCUGAUAUGCGCAAAGUUUUAGCCAAAAAUCCUCAAGUAGAGCAGCAAAGGUUGCAUAGAAGAGUUUUUCUGGAUAAUAUUAAUCCAGAGAAUCAGGCUCUUAUGAUUUUGGUAUCUUGCUUUGUGAAAACAUCUCACAUUGAGGAGUAUCUCUGCGUGAAGGAGGCAAUACUCUUGGAUCUUCUCAGAGUUGUCAGCCAUCAUCGUGCUCGGCUUGCCACACCCCUCCGCACAGUUCAGAAAGUAUAUGGUGAUGCUGACAUGGAAAAUGUGCCAUUUGCUGACACCAUUUUUGGUAGUUCUACGGCACGUACUAAUCGUCCAUAUGUCCUCAUUGAGCCAUCCUAUAGAAUCAGUAGUGAUGACAAAAGUAAGGCUUCUAAUCGCUCAGCAGGUACAAAUGGAGACAAGGAAGAACCUAUAGCUGGGCCAACACUAACACCUGCGCAAACUGAAGAUAAGGCAACUUCAACUUCCAACUCAAGUACAAGUCCCAAGACUUCGCAAAUGCCAACAUCUGAACUCCAAACACAGAAUUUGGCAUCUGAUGGUUCAGCCCCAGACACCUCUGAAAUACUGCAGUCCAAGAAUGAGAAGAUAAGAUAUGCAAGGAAGGAGAAGGGAGUUGAUUCCAAAAAUGUAUCCCCAGAAAAGGCGACAUCUAAGAAGUCUCCUGUUACUUCAUCUGAGAUGGGUGGUGGAAAGACGGAUAUUCCAUUGACAACGUUACAGGCAAAUCAAGAUGGAGAGAAACCUGUUGCAUCACCGUCUACAGCUCGCGCUCCCUUAGAAGAGAAUAUCAUUCUCGGUGUUGCCUUGGAGGGCUCAAAGCGGACACUUCCCAUUGAGGAAGAUAUGGCUCCAUCUCUUAUAGAAUCAAAAGAAUUCACCGCCAACCGUAAUGGCGGCGGGUCUCCUCUUGGCACAGAUGUGAAAGAUUGAUGACUGACUUCUAGAGCCUGGCCAAGUGAAUAGCAGAACAAAGAAGGCUACCGAUGGCAUAAUGUUCUUAUUAGUGAAAGUGAAAAAAUGCAUGCCGCUGCGUUUUUGAAGCUGGCAUUACAUUGUAUCCCAUGAUUGUUUGAUAGAUUGAAAUGAAAAUAUGUGGGUCAUUUUGAAACCAUCAGUUUCUCCCAUAUCCAAUA
Rosa chinensis is the source of this 2538-nucleotide messenger RNA. Its product is annotated as mechanosensitive ion channel protein 2, chloroplastic. Lineage: Eukaryota; Viridiplantae; Streptophyta; Magnoliopsida; Rosales; Rosaceae. The transcript has 13 exons. Bases 293 to 2335 code for a protein of 680 amino acids. The record is from RefSeq and is a predicted model, not a curated record. Gene Ontology annotation, cellular component: membrane. Gene Ontology annotation, biological process: transmembrane transport.